Messenger RNA from Triticum aestivum (bread wheat), 906 nucleotides. RefSeq names its product 23 kDa jasmonate-induced protein. NCBI's taxonomy places the organism in Eukaryota, Viridiplantae, Streptophyta, Magnoliopsida, Poales, Poaceae. The record is from RefSeq and is a predicted model, not a curated record. The coding region runs from base 54 to 593 and encodes 179 amino acids. The transcript is spliced from 2 exons.
GAGACGGUGAGACAAGUUUCAUUAGGAAAAGAGGAAACGAAAGUGAGGGAGAGAUGGCCAAUUGCUUUGGUGAAGUAGUUGACAACUUCAAGCUGAAUGAGAUGCUGAGGUACGUGGGCAAGCCCAAGACGCGUGAAGACCGGGCACGAGAGGCCGUGAGCCUGAUGAACGAGGACAGCAAGAACAUCAAGGCUUCCAAGUACGUGGAAGGCGUCAAGGACUGGUACGGCGAUGGGGUGUCCACGCUGUGCAUCCUGUACAACGCGACCGGCGACACCCUCUACUACGUCGGCGAGCACGACUGGUUUGGCUUCAUCGGGCGCACACCCUACCCCGCCGAGAUCGGCAACGGUCAGUACGCCGCCUUCCUUCACACCCACAACACCGGCGCCGCGUCCGGCUCCGAGGGGGCCGUCGUGUACCGCGGGAAGAACAGAGAUGGCCAGGACCGGGACUACCUGGUUGCCUGGAGCACCCCAUUUGGUCCGUGGUACAGCAACAAGGUGUCACCUUCUCUUCUCCGACAAUGGAGCUUAUUGCGAGAUUGGUGGCGUCAACUACUUCGACGAUCGUUGGGGUCAUGUAUCCGGUAAAAUGGAGAACGGAGGCUACUCUUGCAACGCCAAGUCCGACGGGUGUGAGAUUCAAGCAACAACUGCCACGGGUGGUAGUCCCAUGUUCCACGCCAUAAUCAAAACACCCUUUGCUCCAUGAGCACCUACCUAUGUUAAGUACGUCCGGUUUGUGUUUGCAUCCCCAAUAAUGUGACCCGUCCUACCCGUAUCUUGGAGGGUCCUUGUCUACUUUGCAUGUUUGCUGGAGACUUGUCAUCGUCGACUACGUACUUACGUACGUCUUGUACUGUUGCCAUUUAAUCAAUCCUAUUGUGCUGUUGUUGCCAAUCAA